This is a messenger RNA of Dracunculus medinensis (Guinea worm), 231 nucleotides long. The record is from the annotation of a GenBank genome assembly. NCBI's taxonomy places the organism in Eukaryota, Metazoa, Nematoda, Chromadorea, Rhabditida, Dracunculidae.
AUGGCGCGUGGUCAUCAAAAAUUCCAGUCUCAACAAAAAAAUCUUAAGAAACAAGAAGAGUUAAAAAAGUCUAAAGGAAAUGAUCAAAGAGCAGCUGCCCAAAAAGCGUUAAUUCAUAAGUGCAGCGUUUGCAUGGCAUUAAUGCCAGAUCCAAAGACUUAUAAGCAACAUUUUGAAUCGAAACAUCCGAAAGUCGCUUUGCCGACGGAACUUAUUGAAAUUCAAUCCUAA